Danio aesculapii is the source of this 2640-nucleotide messenger RNA. It is a transcript of the gene dusp4, whose product is annotated as dual specificity phosphatase 4. Gene Ontology annotation, molecular function: MAP kinase tyrosine/serine/threonine phosphatase activity; protein tyrosine/threonine phosphatase activity. Bases 128 to 1231 code for a protein of 367 amino acids. Gene Ontology annotation, biological process: negative regulation of MAPK cascade; endoderm formation; protein dephosphorylation. The record is from RefSeq and is a predicted model, not a curated record. Gene Ontology annotation, cellular component: nucleus; cytoplasm. The transcript has 4 exons. NCBI's taxonomy places the organism in Eukaryota, Metazoa, Chordata, Actinopteri, Cypriniformes, Danionidae.
CCUGUGGUAGUAAAGCUCUCAGGAGGGUAACACAACAUCACACCGCGCACUGCCAGCGCUUGGAUUUGACGUUUUGUAGAAAUUAAACCACCGUUUGAUCGUGACCAGUCCCCGUCGGAGGAGGAAAAUGGUCACAAUGGACGAACUUUGCGAAAUGGACUGCAGCGUUUUGAAGAGGCUGAUGAAGGACGACGGCGCGAAAUGUCUGCUUUUGGAUUGCAGGUCGUUUCUGGCGUUCAGCGCCGGACAUCUCCGCGGUGCCGUUAAUAUUCGCUGUAACACGAUCGUUCGGAGGCGAGCGAAAGGCUCCGUGAGUUUGGACCAGAUUUUGUCCGGGGACGAUGAAGCGAGAAGCCGCUUGAAAUCGGGGCUUUACUCCGCCGUGAUCCUGUACGACGAGCGGAGCUCCGAUUCAAACACCAUGAAAGACGACAGCACAAUCACACUGGUACACAACGCGCUGUGUAGAGAUACUUUUACCACGGAAGUCUAUCUGCUGAAAGGAGGCUACGACAGGUUUUCCAAACAAUAUCCAGACUACUGUUUGAAAACCAGAACACUGUCCGUGUCUAGUUCUCAGUCCAGUAUGGAGAGCAGCUGCCUGUCCUGCGCGACUCCUCAACAUGACCAGGGUGGUCCUGUGGAAAUCCUCCCCUUUUUGUUCCUUGGCAGUGCUCUCCACGCGUCUAAAAAGGAUAUGCUGGAUCGUAUGGGCAUUUCUGCCCUUUUGAAUGUAUCUUCAAACUGUCCGAAUCAUUUCGAAGGAGACUAUCAGUACAAGUGUAUCCCGGUGGAAGACAACCAUAAGGAGGACAUCAGCUCCUGGUUUAUCGAAGCCAUCGAAUUCAUAGACUCCGUCAAGGAUUCCAAUGGCCGCGUCCUGGUCCACUGUCAGGCUGGCAUCUCUCGCUCUGCCACCAUCUGCCUGGCGUACCUGAUGAAGAAGAAGCGGGUGCGUCUGGAAGAGGCCUUCGAGUUCGUCAAGCAGCGGCGCAGCAUCAUCUCCCCAAACUUCAGCUUUAUGGGCCAACUCCUGCAGUUCGAGUCUCAGGUGCUCGCAACGUCCUGCUCUGUCGAGGCCGCCAGUCCUUCCGCCAGCCUCGGCCCAAAGUCUUCCUCCACCCCAACGUCACCCUUCAUCUUCAGCUUCCCAAUGUCAGUGGUGACCCACAACCAGCCCGGCAGCCUCACAUACUUACAGAGUCCCAUCACAACCUCGCCAAGCUGCUGAUACACAAUGAGACUCUAAAUAAUUUAAAAACUGCACAUGCACACUAGUAAGGGCGCGUUUCUUUUGACGUUCUUCACUCGGCACAAUCACGCAGAAGUUCCAUCUUAAAGAAGCACUCAAUUUUUUGGGAAAUAGGCUCGUUUUACAAGUCAAAUAGAGUUCAACAGUUGAGUUUGACAAUUUUUGAAUCCAUUCAGCUGAUCUCAAAGUGUGGAAAGAACGCUUUUAGCUUAGCUUAGCAUAAAUCAUUGAAUCAGAUUAGACCAUUAGCAUCUCACUCAAUUUCAAAAAAGUGAAAGUUGCUAUUUUCUACUUGGAUUAUUCAGAAGAGUCAAGCACUAAAUAGGGAAAUCACCUAAACUUUUUUUUUAAUCAAAUUGAGAUGCUAAUGUUCUAAUCCGAUUCAAUGAUCCAUGCUAAGCUAAAAGUGCUAAAUGGAUUCAAAAACGAUAAAACUCAACUGUUCAACUCUAGGUGACUUCUAAAAUGAGCCUUUUCCGAAAUAAAGUGGAGUGUUCCUUUAAUAUCAGAAGAAUAAGUCAUAAUAUCCUGUGUGGAUGGCACAUUUUUCAUUUCCACUUCCAAAAAUAUUGGCGGCAGAGGUGGGAUUCAAAUGUCGGAGGUCUGUCUGUCGACUUCCCAUUUUUAUCACUUCCUCUGGACGAUUUUCUUGAACUCCUUUUAAUAGAGACAGACUUUUGACGGGAAGUGUCUUUGUCGAGUUUUGCAUUGUCAGUGCCUUGUUCAGAGAAGGUACACAGACGCUUUUGCUCAAACCGGCUCCAUCGCCUUUCAGUCUGCAAUACCAGUCUGUUCCUGUCAGAUCAGAGCAAUAACCUGAUUCUCCUUCCUCCCAGUCGCCACCAAAGCACUGUAUGAUUUUUUUUUUCAUUAUAUUGUUUGAUCAUGAUUUAAAAUGUCUGAUUUUUCAGAUCAAAAUUUCUUUUGCCAACUUGUACUGAGGAGAUUUUGAAUUAUUUCAGCUGUAUGCCUUAUUGACAAUGACUUCCACAUGGAAUGUUCUCAUUAUUAAGUCUAUUCAAAAGGAAGGGUGUAAACACUGAAGCUUUUUACACUGGAAACUGGGAAUGGGAUGUUUUUUUGUAAUAUUUCCAGCUUUGAGAAGCUCUGAGAGGGGAAGAGAAAACAUAGCAGAUGGUAUAAUGUGGUACUUCUAUUUAUAAGAUUGUGUGGGCACCUUUUAUAGCACUUUUUUUUGGCAAAUUCCUUCGUUUGUUUGUCUGUCAAUCACUGAUGAGAUGAAUGCAAUACUUUUUACUGUACUUGUGAGAUGUUAUUGUCUCAUGGCAAUAUCAUUCAAGAGGGUUAUGAUUUUUUAAAAAACUUUGCCCUGUUCUGUUGUAAUAUAUGUACAUUUUUAUUUAUCUCACGAUUGUCAUUGUUAAAUA